This is a messenger RNA of Camellia sinensis, 2422 nucleotides long. Lineage: Eukaryota; Viridiplantae; Streptophyta; Magnoliopsida; Ericales; Theaceae. The record is from RefSeq and is a predicted model, not a curated record.
CAAAUUACUCAAUCCAAACAUAAUAAGUUGUUUUCUUUCGCUUCGCUCUCACCUCUUCCACUCUCUCUUCUUCUUUUCCGCAAACUGACCAUUGCUUAACGCUGUGUUCUGUUGCGGCGGUUUUGAGGAGUGAUUUGAAAAGAAAGGGAAAAAUUAGGUAUCGAUGGCGGCUCAUUUGAUCCGAGAAUGGACUGGUAUUCAACAGUUCCCUACUGCCACCAAGACCAAAUUGUUUGAUUUUCUUGGAAAACUCAAGCAGGAGAAUGUGAGCACCUUGACAAUUCUUGUGAUGGGGAAAGGCGGUGUUGGAAAAUCUUCGACUGUAAACUCCAUCAUAGGGGAAAGGGUAGUUGCUGUCAAUGCUUUGCAGUCAGAAGGAACUAGACCUGUCAUGGUUUCACGCUCAUGGGCUGGAUUUACACUGAACAUAAUCGACACUCCUGGGCUCGUUGAAGGUGGAUAUGUCAAUGACCAGGCACUUGAGAUCAUCAAAAGGUUCCUUUUGAACAAGACCAUAGAUAUUUUGCUUUACGUGGACCGCCUAGAUGCAUAUAGAGUGGAUAACUUGGAUACGCAGAUUGUUAGAGCUAUAACUGAUAGUUUUGGUAAAGAAAUAUGGCAGAGAGGAUUGGUAGUCCUGACACAUGCUCAGCUCUCACCUCCUGAUGGUUUGAAUUAUGAGGAUUUCUCCUCUCAAAGAUCAAAGGCUCUUCUAAAAGUUGUUCGUCUGGGAGCUCGGAUGAAGAAGCAAGUUAUGCAGGUAAAGUUUGUCUCUUAAUUCUUUUGGAGAGUGGUUGAUUUGUGAAAGUUGUCUGAUGGGGGAAGCAUGGUUAACUUUAACAAAAGUAGUACAGAAGGUUACAUUUGAGUAUAAAACAUGGUCUAGAGUGUCGUCCCCAAAAAUGGAGCUCAUGAUGCAAAUAUAUAUCAGAAUUGGGUGUGCUUUAGCGAAAACCUUAGGCAACAAAGAUUGUAGGUGAGUUCAAAGAAUAUAUAACAGAAUUGUUUGCUAGGUCUUUUGUUUGCAUGUUGAAGAAAAGAGACUUUCAAAUUGUGUUCUAUGUCCAUCAAUAUCCCUGAACAUGAAGGUUUGUGUACGGUUUAUAGCAAGUUUAGAAGAUGGCUGCAUUCUCUUGUAAUGCUGAAAAAAGUGGUUCUACAUGUGUAUCUUGGAGUCCAGCGUUCAUGAAGGGUCACCAACGUUGUGGGCCAAACUACUACUGCUCUGGGACUUACGUCCAAAGUAUGGAAGAAAAUGAGGCUCAUUUCCGGGGCCCUUAAGAGAACCCAGAUUCAAGAGCGUCUAUCAAAUAGAUUUUAUCUGUAUGUGCCCGAUGAUUUUCCUACUCAUCUCAUUUAAUUUUUUCAAGGAGAAGUAGUCAUUGUUAAUUCAUUUCCUUGAGCCCAAAGGAAUUAGUUCAUUGCAGAAAUUUCAUUUUAUUUAUUUUGUGUAAAUUUCUUCCAAAAAUGGUCAGAGACCCAAUCCAGUGUGGUUUGCAAUUAAAACGGAUUCAAUGUUUAAGGCUAGUACCUGACAAAAUCACCCAAAGUAACACGUAGCUACAUGCCAAACAUAGGUGGUGGUGGACAUUUUUAUGGUCACAGCAACAGUAGUUCAAGUUUGUCACACCUCAUUUGGAAAGUCUCUAGUGUUCCAUGUGUUCAGCAUAGUUGAUCACCUGCAUAACAAUAGAAAAGUUAGUUGGCAUCUUUUUCUGAAAAAGUGGAGUUUCCAACUUGGCAGGGUUUGAUCCCACAAUUAUUAUAGGGAAAAUUACAAAUCAUAUAGAAGACCAAAAAUAAUUACAAAGACAUGGGGGUGCAACUUUUUCUGUGCAAUAAGAUCACAACGAAAGUUGCAGCCCCCACCUUUUGGUAAAUAAAUUCCCAAUUCCCACGUUCUUGUAAUUUCCCAUUAGUAUAUGGUGAAAAUAAGAUAUAUAAACCUCCCCUCCUGGCCAGUUGUAACUGCAAAUGAGUAUUUCCUUUUGAUCCAUCUGAAGGAGAUGGAGAGCCGUUAUCAAGAUAUUGAAGACUGUAUAUGCUGAUGGCUUUUGGUUCUCACUUGUGUUUUGUGUUAACGGACCUUAUCCUCCUUGUUUAAGUGAUGAAUCUUCACCUAUACAAUGUACGGAGGAGUGGUUAAUGACCUUAGUUGUGGCUUGAAUGGAGAAGCCCAAAUUUGACUUUUCAUUCACAUUAAAUAUAUAUUUUUUUUCGGACAAAAAAAUGAAAUUAUAUGAAUAACUUUAAUGCACAAUAUAUUGGAGUCUCCUUGUCUCCCCACCUAUGACGCAUGGACACUCCAAAAUCGGUGCCGUGGCGAUGUCCGACACUUGGACACGCUGGCGACACAAGGACACUUACGGACAUGGCAGGUUGUGUGUCCCUUUAACUUAAUGAUUUUUUUGUAGGGGACACG